AUGGUGGCCAUCACGGUGCCCAUCUCGGUGGACGCGAUCCCUCUUGUGAAAUGCGCGCAUGCGGCGGCGGCGGCGCACACGGACCCGCAGAUCAUCUCCGUGCUCCGGUCCAACCGCACCGGGGGCCUCCAGAUCAUGCUCCCGGAAGGCCGCUGGGUCCCCGUGGCCCCCGACCCCGAUUCCCUCUUCAUCAAUGUCGGGGACUCCCUCCAGGUGCUGACGAACGGGCGGUUCCGGAGCGUGAAGCACCGGGUGGUUGCGCCGGCGGAGGGGCAGCAGUCGCGGCUGUCGGUGAUCUACUUCGGCGGGCCGGCGCCGACGCAGCGGAUCGCGCCGCUGCCGGAGCUGAUGCGGGAAGGGGAGCAGAGCCUGUACAGGGAGUUCACCUGGGCCGAGUACAAGAAGGCCGCCUACAAGUCCCGCCUCGGCGACCACCGCCUCGGCCCCUUCGAGCUCCCCGCCGCCGUCACCCAAGAGGCAACCAAGGCCGACCAUCACUGCAGCAGCAACGCAGUUCAGCCGCCGGCGCCGGCGCCCCCUCACGUGGCACGAGUGCACUAG
This is a messenger RNA of Triticum turgidum subsp. durum (durum wheat), 561 nucleotides long. Lineage: Eukaryota; Viridiplantae; Streptophyta; Magnoliopsida; Poales; Poaceae. The record is from the annotation of a GenBank genome assembly.